Molecule: messenger RNA, 2753 nt
Organism: Parasteatoda tepidariorum (common house spider)
Lineage: Eukaryota; Metazoa; Arthropoda; Arachnida; Araneae; Theridiidae
Cellular component (GO): chitin-based extracellular matrix
Molecular function (GO): structural constituent of chitin-based larval cuticle
Source: RefSeq, a predicted model, not a curated record
UUGAUUGCGUCCUUGAUCUAUAAACUCAGGAAGUCUAAAGUGGAACCUAUGAAUAGUAAAUUAUUUUUUUACUCUCGGUUCUUUUGAAUGGAAAGCUCCAGGUUGUUUAUUUAUUAGUAAUUCAUAAGCAAUGUCGUGGAAGGAAGUGUUUCAGCUUCCUUGCCCAAAUAUUUAUGAAUAUUUCUGAAGAAUCUUAACAUAAAUGCAAGAAAAAUAUUACAUUUGAAUGAACAAGUAUUUAAAGAAGCGGUUCAGUGGACUUAAAGUACAAAAGAGAACUAUACGCAGUUUGUUUCAGCUAUUUCACAGCUCUUUGGUUCUGAGAGUAGAAAAGAAAAAAAAAUGUCAACAGAAGUGAAUUACUUCUGGUCAGAUGCCAUACCUUUAUGAUAGUAUAAAAACGGAAACUCUGAUAUCAUUUUAUGCCAUUCGACCUCUGAGAAGGCGAACGAGCUCAUAGUUCUCUCAAUUCAAGUAAAGAUGUCACGAUUUAGAACUUCUAUUGUAUUCACUGUUGUCCAGAUCAUCGUAAUAACUACCUCACAAGAAGUCAACAGGAUAAUCCGGCAUAAAAAUAAUACAUCUCUUGAUAGUGUUGUGGAUUUUCAAACAGCUGAGACGCAGCAUUCUGAUUUAUGGCUAAUAUCGAGAAAUGCACCGGUUCCUGCUGUUCUAAACAGAUUUAUGGCGCAAGGGAACAUACCUAGUGAUGUCCGUGUGUCCACAUUACCAAACGGAGCUUAUGGAUCUCGACUUAGUAACAGGAUACUCUCUCGUCCUAUUUUGGAACAGUUCACGGGUAGCAGAAAUCGAAAUGAUGAACUUAAAAUAUUUAAUCCAAAUAAUCUUCAAUCACCCCUUGCAAGCAGACACCAAAAUACUGUGAGUAAUGUAGAAGAUGUUGUAGUCGAGUUACCAGUUGACUUAGCUGCUGGAUUUUGGGAGCAACCACAUCCAGAAUUAAUGGAUGCUUUGGGUGUCAGAGGGAGACAAGCCGGACCCUUAAAUGAACAAGUCGUGAGUUUUGAAGCGCCAUCUCAGAUCCAUGCCCUACAUUCUGAUGAUUUGAAUCCUAUUAGAGAAGUGUCAACUAGACUUCCAUUUGAAAUAAUACCUUUAAAUGAUAAUGAUUCCUAUAUUGAAACAUUUUACGACUUUCCAUUUGAAACAUUUGCUGCUGCUGAAGAAAAUAUAAACGACAAGCCUUAUAAUUUCUCAUUAACUGAGACUCCAACCAUAGGCCAAAGGAUUGUGUGGGCACCUGUUCAAGGAUCAACUUCUGUUAAUUCUUUUGGGAGAAAUAAUAAUGGUCCACCAUUUUACGAAAUAGCAUUUGAUGAAUAUCCGUCAAGCAAUUUACAAUCAAGUAACAGAGAAAUGACAUUAACUCCGGAAGAUAUAGAAAUCCUUGAAAAGUUGGGCAUAUUGUCUGCACUAAACUUUGAGCCUUUUCCAGAAAGUAACGCAUCCUUGUUUCAUUCAUCUUCUGAAAAUUCUACGAAUGAACUUGAAAGCAGUUCUCAUCUCAUAGACAAUAUAGGGGAAAAUCAAACUCUUGUAAGUGCAAACCAAGUAAGUCAAAACGAUAGUGAUGUUAUCUUAUUUCAAGUUCCAAAUUUUACAACUUCCGCCUAUCAUGGAAACAUACCUGAUAUUUCAGAAAACGGUAGGAUUCGUCCCAUACCGUACACUAUCACUGAAUUAGUUACGGUUCCAACUAAUGACAAUAUUCCUUCUGACUCUUUGACGAAAAACAACAGUGAAAUUCUCUCUUCAUCUCAGGUGCACGAAAUAAUGCAAAUUCUUGGUUUAAACUCAAUCACAUAUGCCAAUUCUUCCACAGAGUCAUUAAACGCUCCAAAUUCUGAUUUGGGUGUUGUAAAUUCAACUGUUUCAACACCAGCAGUACAGAAAGCAAAUAUUGAAUCUGAAAGUAUUCACUCUUCAAAUGUGGAGGUAAAUGUUGCCGGAAACGAUACAAAAGAAGAAAGCGUUCUGGAUAAUCUUGAAAUAAGUUCUACAAACCCAGUAUUAUCAAAAACGAAUCAAAGCCCAGUCGUUCUCACUAACAGAAACGAAGGAUUAGUCAGUUCUGGCCGGAUACAACCAAGAUUUCUUGAAAUACUUCCAAGCGAUCGUUUGAGAAACGAAAACGAAAUUAUCGAAUUCUUCUCUGGUAAUAUAACACCACUAUCUUCUCGAAAAUUGGAACUUCUGCGCAAAUUGCGCAUUGAACCAAAACCAUAUGUUUUUGGUUAUACCCAGCAUGAUGGAAAUGGCACUUACCAGCAUAGAAACGAAACCUCGAAUUCUCAAGGGGUGGUUCAAGGUUCGUACGGAUAUCGUGAUCCACUUGGGGUAUACAGAAAUGUUAACUACAUUGCUGAUGAGAAAGGAUUUCAUGCUGUGGUGAAAACCAAUGAGCCAGGUACUAUUUCACAUAGUGUGGCUGAUGCUAUUGUAAUGUCUGAAAGACCCCCACAAACAGUUCUAGAAAAAAUGAUGGCGUACGCCAAAAAGCCCGAAACAAGUGGUGUAUAAAAAUUGUGCAAAACAUCAUCCCCUAAACUUUCAGUGUAGAACUAUUAACAAUUGUUAUGUAAAUUAGCGCACUAAUUUAGUAUUUUUUUUAAAUCUCCAUUCAGACUUUUUUCAACUCAUUUAUUACAUUGGGAGUUGUUUAUGUUUGUUGAUAUGCCAUUAUAUAUGUUAAGUUUUAAUUUUGGCUUUUUGUUUUAAUCUACAAAUUUUGC